Molossus molossus (Pallas's mastiff bat) is the source of this 969-nucleotide messenger RNA. Its product is annotated as hepatitis A virus cellular receptor 1-like. The record is from RefSeq and is a predicted model, not a curated record. Bases 1 to 969 code for a protein of 322 amino acids. The transcript has 4 exons. Lineage: Eukaryota; Metazoa; Chordata; Mammalia; Chiroptera; Molossidae.
AUGGGGCCUACGACUGCCACUGCCACUACUCCUACGACUACCACUACCACUACCACGAGUCCCACCACUACCACUACCACCCCCACUACCACGACCAUGGCACCUACCACUACCACAACCACUACCACUACCACGAGAUCUACUACGACUACUACCACGAGGCCCACUGAUAUCACUACCACCACCACUACCACAACCACAAGACCUACAACUACCACUACCACUAGGCCUACCACUACCACGAGGCCCUCCACUAUCACUACCACGAGUACUAUGACUACCACUACGACUAUCACUACCACUACCACUACCACUAUCACUACCACUACCACAGGACCCACUACUAACACUACUACUAGUACCACGAGACCUACGACUAGCACCAGCACUACCACUACCCUGCAGCCCACUAUUACUUGUCUCCAGCCACAUGCUCCACCACACCGAAUUCCCUCACUACCCACACAAUCACUAGUAUCUGUACCUGGUUGUGCUCGUCUCAAUUGUGACCAUGUGCCCAGUGCUGCUCUGCUGCUCCUCGUGCUGCAAGAGGUCACUGCUAAGGGCCAGGAGGUGCUGGGCCUGUGCUGGGAGAAGGGGACAGAUAGGAAGUUGCCAACGUCCUCGCUGGACCUCAGUCUGGUAUCUGGUCUUACAAUGGUGCUGGGAGCUUUUGAGGUCUUUGUGAACUUGAUCAAGUUUUCCUUUCAACUAAAGUUUGAGGACUAUCGAAGGUCAAGACUUCGUCUUGAACAUCCUACCCAUGGCAGUGAGGCUGAACCCAUGGAGGACAAUCAGCUUCCCCCAGAUUUACGGGGUGCUUCCCAAGCGGCCCAUCAGGUGUCUCCUAACCAGGAUCACAUGCGGAAUCUGAAGGACUUGAUAGUGGCAUUGGACUUGGAUGGAGAAGGCAGGCAGGUCGUCCAGCAGGAAGCGCCGAGAUAUGGGCAGACCAUGUCCUCCUCAUAG